CUUUUUCUUUUCUCUCUCUCUCUUAUUAUUUUGCAUGUGUAUUUUAUUUUGGACAGUAGACAAUCAUCCUAAAUAUCGAUUUAUUUUUGCUAGUAAUCGUGACGAAUUUUUAAAACGACCUACAGCAAGAGCUCAUUUCUGGGAUGAACCUCACCAGAAUGUAUUAGCAGGAAUAGAUCUCGAGUUUAAUUCAGGGGACCAACAACUAAAGAAUGGUACCUGGUUAGGUAUCACUCGACAAGGUCGUUUCUCAGCAUUAACAAAUUAUAGAGAACAAAACUUUCGAGGUUCAAUUUCUCGAGGUGUUUUGGUCAGGGACUUUUUAUGGAGUUCAGAUUCAGUUCAUGCAUGUUUAGACAACCUGUAUGAACAUCGAAAUGAUUAUGGAGGUUUCAACUUGAUUCAUUUUGAUUUUAGCAAAGAUCCAGUUGAAAUGGCCUAUCUUUCAAAUCGAGAAAACCAAAAUAGAAUUGAUUUGAAACCUGGUGAAAUAUAUGGAAUUUCAAAUUCUGUCUUGAACAAUCCAUGGACAAAAGUAAUAGAAGGGAAGAAACUAUUUGAAAAUAUCAUUAAAAAGAAACCAAUGACGAAUGUUCAGGAUAUGCAACGCAUAUUUGAUGACCUUAAAGAACGUAUAUGUAUACCACUAUUCGAAUUUCCAGAAUGUCCUGGUGUAAAAGAUCUUUCUUAUGCUACAAGAACAAGUACUAUUGUAUUAAUAGAUUAUGAUAAUAACGUUACCUUCAUUGAACGUUUAUGGCGUGAUGAAAAUGACCUUACACUUUUUAAUCCUGAAAAUUAUAAUGAUGUCAUUUAUCACUUUAAGCUGGAAAAAUAGGACGCCAACAUAAGUGAAUCAUGUAAUAUAUAAUAAUAAAAAAAAUUGGAGUAUACUUUU
Cokeromyces recurvatus is the source of this 898-nucleotide messenger RNA. RefSeq names its product NRDE protein-domain-containing protein. The transcript has 4 exons. The record is from RefSeq and is a predicted model, not a curated record. Gene Ontology annotation, biological process: protein secretion; Golgi organization. Gene Ontology annotation, cellular component: Golgi apparatus. Lineage: Eukaryota; Fungi; Mucoromycota; Mucoromycetes; Mucorales; Mucoraceae. The coding region runs from base 35 to 838 and encodes 267 amino acids.